AUGUCACGGCGUGGUCAGGCCAGGGAAGACCAAUACGUUGGCCCCUACCGACUGGAAAAAACACUUGGCAAAGGACAAACUGGCCUUGUUAAAUUGGGUGUUCAUUGUAUCAGCGGUCGCAAAGUUGCCGUUAAAAUUGUCAAUCGUGAAAAAUUAAGUGACAACGUUCUUCAGAAAGUUGAGCGGGAAAUUGCAAUUAUGAAGCUUAUAGAGCACCCGCACGUCCUCGGUCUAUACGACGUUCACAGGGACCUAAAACCGGAGAACCUUCUCCUGGAUGAUAAACUAAAUAUUCGAGUUGCUGACUUUGGAAUGGCUUCAUUGCAACCAGAGGGUUCUCUACUGGAGACUAGUUGUGGCUCCUCUAUUGCUGACCCUGUAGGCGAACAGAUUGAAGACAUUCGCUGUGGAGGAGUGCGAGCUAAGGCCUCCAUCAAGUUCGCUCAAUUGUGUCAUCACAUUGUGUUUGUACACCUCACUGAACAAGUUGCUCUUGACACCCUCCAUGGGGAGGCCUCCACUUUUCCCUCUGCCAUUGCAGGCACUUCUCGAAUGUCUAGGAUAUCCAAAGAGGAGAGCCGUGCGAUAGUACUACUAUCUCACUUUAAUGAAUUACAACUUAAAGCUUGA
Molecule: messenger RNA, 630 nt
Organism: Hydatigera taeniaeformis
Lineage: Eukaryota; Metazoa; Platyhelminthes; Cestoda; Cyclophyllidea; Taeniidae
Source: the annotation of a GenBank genome assembly